UCUCACUCUCCCUUCUACAUAUCCAUAUAUAUAUAUAUACACAUACAUACAGAAAAAAUGUAUACAGAGAAAACGGGUUAUGGAGAGAGAAAGAAGGAGAAGUUUCUCGUGUCUUUGAGAAUCGCAACACGCAGUAGGAGAGAUGAAAACCUCCCAAACAAAACUACUCGUAACCAAAUGCUUUCUCUUCUCUCUCCUCCUUUCUGCAACUUUCCUCUUGCUUUUCUCUCUCCAGACAAACGCCGGCCCACCACCCUCCGCCGGAGCUGAUCUCCGAAUCCGGCCCGGCUACUCCUCCUACGAAGCCUACGUACAGAAACAGCUCGACAAAACUUUAAACCCGAAGCUCCGCAAGAUAUGGACCACCCGAGACUGGGACCGGAAGAUCCAAGUCUUCGCUAACUUCUUCCACGGAUUGAAACAGAAACAGCUAUUGUUCAACGAUUCGAAGGCGCUCUGUAUCGGGGCCCGAGUCGGGCAGGAGGUGGAAGCGCUGAGGCGGGUCGGAGUGUCGGACUCGGUGGGUAUUGAUCUUGUGCCGUACCCACCGCUUGUUCUGAAGGGGGACUUCCAUCACCAGCCGUUCGAUAACGAGACUUUUGAUUUCGAGUUCUCGAACGUGUUCGACCAUGCGCUGUAUCCGAACCAGUUCGUCGGGGAGAUCGAACGGACGUUGAAGCCCGGCGGGGUGUGUGUCUUACACGUGGCGUUGUCUAGACGGUCUGAUAAGUAUUCGGCUAAUGAUUUGUAUAGUGUUACGCCGUUAAAGUCGUUAUUUCGCCGGUCGGAGUUGGUUCAUGUCCGGACUGUUGAUGGAUUCGGUUUGGACACCGAAGUAGUUUUCCGGAAACGAAUUUGAUCCAACGGUCCUGAUUGUUGUUCUUUGAAAAUUCCUUCUGUUUGUAAUAGUUGUGAUGAUCAAGUGUACGUAGCUGCAGUUUUUACUGCUCAUAUAUAAAUAAAAUACUCUAUUACGUA
Molecule: messenger RNA, 978 nt
Organism: Cornus florida
Lineage: Eukaryota; Viridiplantae; Streptophyta; Magnoliopsida; Cornales; Cornaceae
Exons: 1
Coding region: 143-859 (238 amino acids)
Molecular function (GO): S-adenosylmethionine-dependent methyltransferase activity
Source: RefSeq, a predicted model, not a curated record